Messenger RNA from Astyanax mexicanus (Mexican tetra), 1922 nucleotides. Its product is annotated as solute carrier family 22 member 7-like. Gene Ontology annotation, molecular function: transmembrane transporter activity. The transcript is spliced from 9 exons. The record is from RefSeq and is a predicted model, not a curated record. The coding region runs from base 82 to 1668 and encodes 528 amino acids. Gene Ontology annotation, biological process: transmembrane transport. Lineage: Eukaryota; Metazoa; Chordata; Actinopteri; Characiformes; Acestrorhamphidae. Gene Ontology annotation, cellular component: membrane.
AACAAAAACAGCGGCAUCCAAAUCUCCUACAGUAACAGUGAAGUGCUCUGGCAAGGCAGGUCACAGCCUUUAAAAUUAACAAUGAGAUUUGAAGAUGUUCUCCUGCGUGUCGAUGGUUUUGGAACCUUCCAGAAGAUGCUCCUCCUCAACAAUUUUGUCGGUCGCUUUAGCCUCGUCAGCCACUUUCUGCUGAACGUCUUUAUUGCCGUAAUUCCAUCUCACCACUGUGACUUUAGUGCUCUGGACGUUUACGAUGUUUUUGAGAAUCUGACUCAGGAGCAGAGACUGACUGUCAGUAUUCCUCAACAUGGAGAUGGAACCUUUGAUUCCUGCUACAUGUUCUCAGAACCUCAGUUUCACCUGCUCUCCAACUCGUCUGAUACUACAGAACUCCCUGUGGUCCGGUGCCAGAAUGGAUGGGUCUAUGACAACAGCACCUUCACCAGCUCUCUGGCCACACAGUGGGAUCUGGUGUGUGAAAACGUUGGGAUGAAUAAAGCUGUUGCGACCAUCUUCUUCAUUGGGGUAAUGUUUGGAGCUGCUGCGUUUGGCAGCCUAAGUGCCACAUAUGGUCGAAAGAGGAUGCUCCUGGUCUCAUAUAUUUUAGGGAUGGGCUUUGCAUUGGGAAGCACCUUCUCCAGCUCUUUCAUCAUGUUUGCAGUCUUGAGGUUCUUCACUGGCUUCAGUAUCACUGGCAUUGUCAUCGUCUCUACUAUACUCAAUGUAGAGUGGGUGGACAUUAAGCACAGGAAGAUGGUGGGUAUGAUUGACAGCAUCUCAUGGACCUCUGGGACCAUGUGCUUCUCACUGAUUGCCUACUGGAUCAGAGAUUGGAAAUGGCUGACGGUGGCUGUGAGUUUACCAAUCGCCGCUUCCAUCAUUUCCUGGUGGUGGAUUCCUGAGUCUGCUCGGUGGCUAAUAGCUAAUGGGAAUGUGGACAAAGCUCAUUAUUACCUUCAGAAAUGUGCUGAUAUGAAUAACAGGAAGGAAAUAAUGUCCAGCAUCAAACCUGAGACACUCUCCAGUAUUGUCGUCACAGAAGAAGGGAAUCGGAAAUACUCGUAUCUGGAUCUGGUGAGGACUUCUAAGAUAAGGAGACUGGCCCUGCUCACUGGUAUUACCUGGUUUUGUGUUGCCACUGUUGCCUAUGGAAUUGUAUUCAAUGUUGGAAGUUUUGGCCUGAACUUGUUCUUGACUCAGUUUGUGUACGGAGCCAUCGAAGUUCCUACUAAAGUCGGCACGUUCUUCCUGCUCGACAAGAUCGGCAGGCGGGCCGUAGUGGUUGGAGGUCAGCUAUUGGUUGGUCUUAGUCUCCUGAUUAACAUCUUUAUACCUAAAGAUCAGACAGUGGUUCGGACGGUUAUAGCAGUGCUGGGUCGGGGAUGUUCUUCUGCCUCCUUUAUGACAAUAGUGCUGUACAGCUCUGAACUCUACCCAACUGUCCUCAGGCAGAACGGGAUGGGCUAUAACUCCUUCUUGGCUCGGCUGGGCGCGGCUAUGGCACCUCUGAUCCUCCUAUUGGAUGAAGUGUGGGGGUACCUGUCUCAGGUGAUUCUGUGCUCUGUGGCGCUGCUGGCCGCACUGGUUGCCUUUCAGCUGCCUGAGACGAGACACAGAUGUCUGCCUGAGACGAUAGAGGACAUCGAGGGGAGAAGGAUGUCUCUGUAACUUCAUUUUAAAGUAAAAGACUGAUUCUUUGGAAAAUGUGGAGCUGGAAUUAGUAUUAUGUGCCAUGACUUUUGCCAUGUCUCAUGUAAGCUUUAAAUGUGGAUGGGAUUUCUGCUGAAUCAUUACCAACCAAUGCUCUGUCCACUGUGGAUGGUAAUACCUUCUGCGAUGUAUGAUGUGUACCUACGUGGUACUGUGGAUUGAGGAAUAUUAAAUGUCUGCAUAACUUUGUAAAUAAAACAAUUUAAAAAUCA